AUGGCACCUCAACUGAGACCUCUUCUGCUACCGCAGCUGGUAGAAGAGCAGCAGCAGCAGCAGCAGCAGCGAAUCGUCGAUCACCAACAACAAUAUCACUAUUACGAUGAUGCCACCACCGCUGCAGCUCUCCCGUACGUCUCAUACACAAACAACUCUUCUUCGUCCGACAUCGUCUCCCCCGUCACGCCCACCUUCUCCGCAAGGGGCCACUUCCGUGGCUCGAGCUCCUCUUCCUCUCUCGACAUCUCCUUCACACAACUAUCUCCACCGCACGACAGUCCUACGCCUCCUCAGAAGCAGCAGCCUCAGCUGCAGCAACCACAGCAACAAGCAACCCAGCAGCAGCAGCAGCAGCAGCAGCAGCAAUCUGUGCCGCCAACCUUGCCUCCGCUGCCAUCGUCGCAGCCUCUCUCCAAGAGGUCGAGCAAAUGCCAGCUUCCUGACGUCGCGGAGGAGGAGCCCUAUGAGCGGGAUGACGAGGAGGAUGCCACCCUCGUGCUCGAGCAUGACGCCCUCGGCCUGUACAGUUGUCUGUGCGACGAGCCCUGCGACCACCGCAAGAGCACCGAGAAGACGCUCAUCAACGACCUGAUGCUUGCCGCCACCGCCACGCCCGACGUCCCGGACUUUGACUAUUAUAACGAUGCUGCCUGCCUCGGCAGCGACGACGUCGACUUCCCUGUCGCGAGCCGCCAGUCGUCCGCCUCGAAGAGACCCGAGCUCGCCGACCUGACCUCGACGAGUCUGACUUCCCGCCUUGGCCCCCGCCUCAACGCCAGCAUCGACCGCUGGAGGUCUAGCCGCAGGGGACGCAGCGGCGCCAACCAUGCCGCUGCCAUUACUUCGCCCUCCGCCACGGACGUGAGCGUGGCUCCCUCUGGCGUGCCCUCUAGCCGAUCCUCGUCCAUCUCCUCCCCCAACCGUGGCCACUUCGGCGCCGCCAACACGGUCUACGGCUACCCGUCCGCUUCUGCCUACGACAGCGUCGACAGCUUCGACUCCUUUGCCGACACCGACUACGACCUCGACGACGCCCAACGGGCUGCUCUCGAGCGCGACCGCGAAAAGGCCUCCACACCGCUCCUGCCCCCGCUGAUGACGGAGUCGAGUGUGCCCGAGCCUCCCCUGCAGUCUCCCCUGCAGUCGCCCACGGUUGCCCCCCCCUGCUCCGUCACCGACGUGUUCGAGUACCAGCUGCCCGCGGCUCCCCACCAGCCGCACCAGCAGCAGCCUCAGCAGCAGCCGCCGGCGUCCAACUUCGGCCGCCCUCCCCUCAACACCAAGCCUUCCACCUCGUCCCUGCGCCGCGGCUUCAGCAACACGGGUGCCAACCCGACGGACCUCCCCAUCGGCAUGUCCGACAUGGACAUGCUCCAGGAGUACGACGAGUGGUCGGACCGUCUGGGCCACGCCAACUUCACCAUCAACCCGCCGCCGUACGAGCCGGUCUCCCUCGACACCGAGACCAUGACACGCUUCCGCGAGGACUGGGACGCCGCACGCGUCAACUACACCAAGCACCUGGUGCGCACGGGCGAGAACUACGGCGAGACGAGCAAGAUCUACGGCCUCACCGAGGCCAAGUGGGCCGAGACAGACGGCAAGUGGCGUAGGAUUCACGAGCAGGCGGUCAAGCAGGCGGCCGGCCUCAUCCCUGCCACCUCCACGAUGGCCGCCGGUGGUGGCACCGGCACCGCCGACUCCACGACCUCUCCCGCCCCAGCCGGUAGCCGCUCCCGCGGCUUCAGCACCUCGCGCGCUCAGUCUCGCGGGCGCGGGCGCGGCCGGUCCGACAGCGCCAGCGCGAUCCUCUGGUCCAUGAGGCCGUCCGCCAUGUCCGCGGCGGCGACGGCGGCCAACAGCGACGACGCCGUGGCCGCAGGCGCAGAGUGGCAGCGCAUAGAGGACAACCUCCCCAGCGCGGUGCCCCGCAUGCUCAGUGCCGAGGGCAAGUUCCCGUCCCGCGGCGACGAGGAUAUCGUGGGACCGAUGCACCGCGCUCAGGUCAUGGAGCGGUCUCACAGCGAGGAGAAGUACGGUUCCAAGUUUUGGAGAAAUCUUGCCGAGAAGGUUCUGAGGCGAUGA
This is a messenger RNA of Geosmithia morbida, 2088 nucleotides long. RefSeq lists its product as uncharacterized. Bases 1 to 2088 code for a protein of 695 amino acids. Gene Ontology annotation, cellular component: nucleus; aryl hydrocarbon receptor complex. The transcript has a single exon. Lineage: Eukaryota; Fungi; Ascomycota; Sordariomycetes; Hypocreales; Bionectriaceae. Gene Ontology annotation, biological process: regulation of transcription by RNA polymerase II. The record is from RefSeq and is a predicted model, not a curated record. Gene Ontology annotation, molecular function: transcription cis-regulatory region binding; nuclear receptor activity.